Messenger RNA from Mizuhopecten yessoensis (Yesso scallop), 1530 nucleotides. RefSeq names its product 39S ribosomal protein L38, mitochondrial-like. NCBI's taxonomy places the organism in Eukaryota, Metazoa, Mollusca, Bivalvia, Pectinida, Pectinidae. The record is from RefSeq and is a predicted model, not a curated record. Gene Ontology annotation, cellular component: mitochondrial large ribosomal subunit. Bases 20 to 1207 code for a protein of 395 amino acids. The transcript has 8 exons.
UAACUCAAGGUCAAACAAGAUGGCGGCCUCCAUACGAGUUGGGUCGGCAUGUGUUAGAAAUUUUCUGCGUGCAGAUGUUAGAAUGGUUAAACAGCAAAUCAGACAGAGAUGGAAGUGGAGACACAGGGGAAAGAGUCCCGAGGAAGCUAAAACUUUUGAACAACGUGUUGCAGAAAUGACCAAAGAUACAUCUAAGGCUGUAAACAUUGGAUUUAAGUUGCCAAAGCAAACAGAUUUGGGGCUUGUUGAAAAGGAAUCUGAGGAUACUGAAACUACAGUAUUGGAUUCUAAAGAUGAUGAGUCAGCGCUGAGAUUCAUCAAUGACCUUUGGUAUUGCAUGGGCUGGAGCAGAGACAUGCUGUCUGUUGCACAGCAUUAUGGCCUGUAUCGGGACCUCUUCAGUGGUGCCUUCUUCUACCCACAAUUCCCUCUCAAUGUCUUUUUCGACUACGACAGUGAAAGUGUGACAGCUGUUUACAAUGGAAAUAUACUUUCUCCAUCAGAGGUGGAAGGAAACCCUCAGGUGGAGUACGACUUUGUCCCUGACACCCUGUACACACUAGCCCUCACUGCCCCCGACAGUCAUCUCCAGAAAAACUCCGCUGAAUACCUACACUGGCUUGUAGGCAACAUACCUGGUGAUGAUAUUAGUAAAGGGGAAGAACUCUGUUCAUACAUCCCACCUUUCCCGGUCCGAGGUACAGGUUUCCACAGAUACGUGUUUGUCUUGUAUAAACAGGAGAAGAAAAUAGAUUUUCAUCAGGACAAAAGGCCAGAUAAUUGUCUGUCACUAAAACAGCGCACUUUCAAAACAGCAGAGUUCUAUAGACGUCUGGAAGAUGAUAUCACGCCAGUGUCCUUGGCUUUCUUCCAGAGUGAGUGGGACGAGUCUGUGACCAAAACAUUCUGGCACAAAUUAGAUAUGAAGGAACCAUCAUUUGAAUUCAUGCAUCCACCACCCUAUCAUCCAAAACAAGAAAAGUUCCCCCAAGGAAAACCCUUCAACCUGUACCUCGACAGAUACCGUGAUGUGAAGGAUAUCAAUGAGGAAAUAUUAAAGGAGAAGUUAAAGACAUCAUCUCUGUCUCCACCACCCCAGAAACCAAAAUACCCCAACAUUCACGUGGAACCGUAUGCUCCAAGCUGGCUAAGACUUAAAAACAGACACAAGCGACUCCGUGAAAUGCAUUGGGAAGACCUUGACUAAAAUUAAUAUUUUUAUAGAUCAAUGACAUUUCAAGCAACAUGUUUACAGUCCGACAGAAUUUGAGAUUAUAGAUUGAAGAUCAAAACACCUUUCAGUGGUGCUGUCUCUGAACAUGGUCUACCGCAGUAAUUGUUUGAAGAAUAUUCGUCUUUGAAAAGAAAAUUGACAAAACGAUGAUAAAUUGAGUCCAGUGCUUUGAUUGAAAAACAAAGUUAAGACAGAGUUAGUAAUGUAUGCUGUGUAACGAAUGUGUGUGAUGAAUGUAAAAAUUGUGAACGAUGUGCAUGCAUGGAUCUGUAUGUAAAUAAACAUAUGUAAUAUUA